GAGCAUCUCGGAUACAGUCCAAGUGUACAGCAGUAGUACGCUGUGAAAGUAUACAGAGUCAACAGAUUUGUUGUUAAUUGGUUCAGUGCUGCAGACUGCAUCUGGUCCCUACACUCAACCUUUUGGAGCUCUUAUUCCCAAUCAAUGUACACAAAAAUGUCUACCGGGGCAGAUGUUCGUGAUAUCCUGGAGCUGGGAGGUGGUGAUUCUGAAAACACGCCCAUCAGUAAAAAGGAUAUUAUUAACUCAGAUAAGAAAAAGUCAAAGAAAUCAGCAGAAGCGCUCACUUUUAAGAGACCAGAGGGAAUGCACAGAGAAGUUUAUGCUCUACUUUAUUCUGACAAAAAGGAUGCCCCACCAUUGCUUCCAAGUGACACAACCCAAGGUUACAGGACUGUUAAGGCAAAGCUUGGCUGUAAGAAGGUACGACCAUGGAAGUGGAUGCCUUUUACCAACCCUGCCAGGAAGGAUGGUGCAAUAUUUUACCAUUGGAGACGUUUAGCAGAUGAAGGCAAAGAUUACCCAUUUGCUCGGUUUAAUAAGGCUGUUCAGGUGCCUGUAUACUCAGAGCAAGAAUAUCAGAUGUGUCUACAUGAUGAUGGAUGGACCAAAGCAGAAACAGACCAUCUCUUUGACCUCUGCAAGCGCUUUGAUCUCCGUUUUAUUGUCAUCCAUGACCGUUAUGACCACCAGCAGUUCAGGAAACGUUCAGUAGAAGAUCUGAAAGAGCGAUAUUAUAGCAUUUGUGCAAAGUUAACAAAGAUCCGAGCCCCAACUGGUGCUGAUCCCAAGCUUUCUGUUUUUGAUGCUGGGCACGAAAGACGGAGAAAAGAGCAGCUUGAGAGACUGUACAAUAGAACACCAGAGCAGGUGGCUGAAGAAGAAUACUUAAUACAAGAAUUAAGGAAAAUUGAAAUGAGAAAAAAAGAACGAGAAAAGAAAACACAGGAUUUACAGAAACUCAUCAUAGCUGCAGACAACACCACAGAAAUGCGCAGGGCAGAGCGAAAGGCAGCAAAAAAGAAACUUCCGCAGAAAAAAGAAACAGAAAAACCGACUGUACCAGAAACCGCAGGUAUCAAAUUUCCAGAUUUCAAGUCUGCUGGAGUCACAUUACGAAGUCAAAGGAUGAAACUACCAAGCUCAGUUGGACAGAAAAAAAUCAAAGCCAUUGAACAGAUGCUCACGGAAUUGGGAGUUGAUCUAAAUCCAAUGCCCACAGAAGAGAUUGUGCACAUGUUCAAUGAACUUCGCAGCGAUCUGGUGUUACUGUAUGAGCUCAAGCAAGCUUAUGCCAAUUGCGAAUAUGAGCUUCAGAUGCUACGACAUCGAUACGAAGCACUGGCAAAGGCAGGGACAACCAACUUAGCAUCAGGAGAAGGCUUUGGCAUAGAUGGACAGAUAGGAACUGUGGGAACUAGUUCUGAGGAAAUUAAGGGAGAAGGAAAAGAUCAGUUCAUUGAUGUUGUUGGAGCUGCACCUCUCACACCAAACUCGGAACAGUUUACAAUUUUUGGAAUGUGGGGGGAAACCAGAGCACCCGGAGAAAACCCACACGGUCACAGGGAGAACAUGCAAACUCCGUACAGAAAGCACCUGGAGUCAGGAUCGAACCCGGGUCUCUGAUGUGAGAAAGCGAAGAGAAUCUGCUUCAAGCUGUUCUUCUGUAAAGAAAUUGAAGAAACCCUGAACGUAUGUGAAAGUCUAGAAAGUGGACUAACGUGGUUGUGUGGAUCUUUCACUACAUAGCUGUUUUGCAAAAAAACACCAUCAAUGCCCCUGCAAACUUGGGAACAGUGAGCUCUGUUGAUAAUAUCCAGCAGCAUUGGAAAGGAAUGACUACUGCAAACACAACAACAGAAGGAAAGCAUCCAAGCUAUGUCCAGUAGAGGUUCCAUCAAAUAGCCCAGAACUGACCCAGAACAUCAUUAUCAAGACUUUUUUUUUGCAUUGAAGUCCUUUUGAUAUUUGUAUUGAGGGUUUUAUUCUGUUUGUACAGGGCAAUUAAAGUAAUCAUGAGUGAAGGCCACUCACGUAACCAUCGUUUUGUUACAAUUUCUCCUUCAAGAAAGAAAUUGCUACAAGUAUGUACAGAAUCAAUUUAUUAGGAAAUGUUCAAAUUACUUUGUAAACCUCUGUUGUAGUGCAGAAAUAUCAGUGUAGAAUAAAGGAAUCUUUUUUAAA
Leucoraja erinaceus (little skate) is the source of this 2184-nucleotide messenger RNA. It is a transcript of the gene dmap1, whose product is annotated as DNA methyltransferase 1 associated protein 1. NCBI's taxonomy places the organism in Eukaryota, Metazoa, Chordata, Chondrichthyes, Rajiformes, Rajidae. The transcript is spliced from 12 exons. Gene Ontology annotation, biological process: chromatin remodeling; negative regulation of transcription by RNA polymerase II; DNA repair. Gene Ontology annotation, cellular component: Swr1 complex; nucleus; NuA4 histone acetyltransferase complex. The record is from RefSeq and is a predicted model, not a curated record. Gene Ontology annotation, molecular function: transcription corepressor activity. The coding region runs from base 145 to 1626 and encodes 493 amino acids.